AUGGAGCUUGAUCCCCUUCCCAGCGCGCAGCACGUCCGGCUUUUUCAGCUUGAGACAAGCACUUCUCAUUCUACUCCCGCCAUUUCUGUCCAAAUCUUCACGCUAGAUAAAUGCCCUCCAUUCGAGGCCAUAUCCUUCACAUGGGAGGGAUCAAAGGCCAAUGGGAAGGAUUGGGACGGGGAGGUCUUAUGGAACGGCCAAUCCAAGGGUAUCCCGAAAAGCUUGAUGCAAUGUCUAUUGCAACUACGAGGCGAACGUAAAGCAGAUCCUCUCUACUGGGCUUUUACCAUCAGUCUCGACCGGCACUUGGAUAGGGAUGUCUUUCGCCCAGUCGCUGAUAUCGCUCCUGUGUUUGCAAAGGCAUCCCGGACCAUUUGCUGGCUAGGAACCCCAUCACCGCCGUCGCUGGGCGCAUCUGCGUUCGAUUUGAUACCGACAUUGUGCCAGGCUCGUCGGGCGGUGCUGAAGGAUGUUGCAUCCCCCAAGAAGAUGCAGAGCUGUGGAUUCGACAAGGUAGAUCCAAUUUCCAUAUUAGGAGAAUACCAGCGCCUGACCAACUCUGUGCGGCCAGAAGCAUGGCAGAGUAUGGAGGAACUUCUUAGGAUGCGCUUCUUCUCAAGGUCAUGGAUCCUCAUGGAAAUCCUCAGUGCUCAACAGCUCGUCGUACAAUGUGGAUCAGCGCAAGUUCCUUGGGAUGACCUGUGCUUCGCUUUAGAAGCCUGCGAUCUCUACAAAUGCCCUUCUCCGAUCAAAUCGGACGGGCUGCAGAUGCUCCUUGCUGCACAAGCUGCCCGACGCCUUUUGAGCAUCAGACCAUCCCGAGCGAGGCGGCUGGUGGGGAUUUUUGCUGCGCUCGAUACUCCUGGGGUGGAUGCGGAAAAUCCGCAAGACAAGAUCCUGGGGGCCAAUUCCAUCGUCCGAGUGAAAUCCACCCUCAGAGCAAGAUAUGGAGGCAGGUCGGCGGAUGAUGUCAGCAGUACCAAUACUUUGAAUGCAUUCAACAUAGCCUCUCAAAUCCUCAACGCCAUUUUGGAGAGGCCCUUUACACUUUCUCUGGCCAGAAGCGCCGACCCGGCACUCAACCCCAACUGGCCAUCGUGGAUACCGAACUGGGGUGUUCCUAGGCAGCGCUACUUACUCGAUUCGCCGGCCGAGUGUUUCAGGGCCUCAACGGUCGAGCAGCGGAACAUGCCCUUUCUUGCUGGUUCCCGACUGAGAUUUGCGGGUCUCGCUGUCGGCACCGUCCGUGCAACCGCUGGCUAUCUCCCCCCUCGCCGCCACUGCGACCACUACACGGCGAGCGGAGGGAAUUCCAUCUUCUUGGGGCAGUGGUUCGAAUGGGCUGAAGAGGUCUCAUCCCGUCUUCGACCUAUCUUCCCCUCGCGCGAUCCGGAUAGAACACUACUAGAAUUUGUAGAGACAAUCCAAGCUAAGGGCUGCGACUGGAAGUUUGCAACUGCCAUGCCGGUCGAGCAUGAAAGAUACCUUGCGCAGGCGCGGAAGUUCCUUGAUUUUCUCGAAGAUGAGGACAUUGAGGAAACCUACGACAUCAAGCUAUUUUACGCCGCCUGCUAUCCCUCUCACGACCGUACGUUUGGCAUCACUUCCAACGGACGAUUCUGUCUCCUUCCAAAAGGCGCCAAGGCGGGUGACGUGAUAUGCAUACCCCACGGAAACAAGGUGCCCGUGGUGCUCCGGAAUAAGGGGGAUUAUUACCACAAUCUCGGUGAGAGCUACGUCCAUGGAUUGAUGUAUGGAGAGGCGUAUGCCAUAGUUGGGUUAGAAACGCAGCGUUUUGUGAUCCGGUGA
Fusarium keratoplasticum is the source of this 1809-nucleotide messenger RNA. Its product is annotated as HET domain-containing protein. NCBI's taxonomy places the organism in Eukaryota, Fungi, Ascomycota, Sordariomycetes, Hypocreales, Nectriaceae. The transcript has 2 exons. The record is from RefSeq and is a predicted model, not a curated record. Bases 1 to 1809 code for a protein of 602 amino acids.